This is a messenger RNA of Tripterygium wilfordii, 1006 nucleotides long. RefSeq names its product selenoprotein F. Gene Ontology annotation, molecular function: oxidoreductase activity. Lineage: Eukaryota; Viridiplantae; Streptophyta; Magnoliopsida; Celastrales; Celastraceae. The coding region runs from base 117 to 620 and encodes 167 amino acids. Gene Ontology annotation, cellular component: endoplasmic reticulum lumen. The transcript is spliced from 4 exons. The record is from RefSeq and is a predicted model, not a curated record.
UUGGUGCCGAUCGAGAUUUGAUAGAGAGAUCCCGGACUUCCAGUAUCGAACAUAUCGUCAAGACUCGGGCAGCUGAGCGGCUUCGAUCGAUCCAUAACGAGAGAAGAAAAGGAGAGAUGGGUUUGAUGGAUGUUAUUCUGCGGAAGAAUUAUGUUAUACCGUCGUUAGUUCUUGUGAUACUUGUUGUAUCUUCAACCGUGUCGUCAAGAGAGAAACUGAGCUCCAGAGAAUGUGAGGAUCUGGGGUUCACCGGUCUUGCUCUCUGCUCCGACUGCAACACUCUUUCCGAGUAUGUUAAGGACCAAGAAUUGGUAUCUGACUGUUUGAAGUGUUGCACGGAGGAUUCUGAUGAUUCCAUGAGCAAGGUUACUUACACCGGUGCGGUACUGGAGGUUUGCAUGAGGAAAUUGGUUUUUUAUCCUGAAAUUGUUGCUUUUAUUGAAGAGGAGAAGGAUAAGUUUCCCACCGUCAAAGUUCAGUAUCUUUUCAAUUCACCUCCAAAGUUGAUUAUGUUGGAUAAUGAUGGCCAACAUAAGGAAACUAUUAGAAUUGACAAUUGGAAACGCGAGCACAUACUGCAGUUCAUGCGGGAAAAGGUUAAACCUGCUUCAGCUAUCUAACGUGGUGGUUGAUUUGAUCUUCUGAGAUGCUGCAACCUUUUGUUUCUGAAGUAUAUCUCUGCUCGCGUUUCUUCUCCGAUAAAAAUGGGAAAAAGGUACUGGAAAAAACUCGAAACAGACAUAUUUCAGGACAAUGACAGAGUAUGCAGGGAUAAGCUCGUCUGGCAAUAUGUGGCACAGAAUAUUGUGUUGAGAAUCUUCAAACGCAACUCCAAGUGACUGAGUGCAUCCAUAUUGUAAUUUCCUUUCUGGUCGAAUUGUGGAUUUAUUGCUUUGUGUUACAUACUUACAUCUCUAGACUUUUACUGGAACCUUUAUUGCUGGAUGAGCUAAAAAUUCCGUCCGACUCCUAGAAUGAAAAUACAUUUCACCUAGUUAUUGCGGCA